Messenger RNA from Solea senegalensis (Senegalese sole), 1519 nucleotides. RefSeq names its product tRNA-histidine guanylyltransferase 1-like (gene thg1l). The record is from RefSeq and is a predicted model, not a curated record. The transcript is spliced from 7 exons. Gene Ontology annotation, molecular function: tRNA guanylyltransferase activity; magnesium ion binding. NCBI's taxonomy places the organism in Eukaryota, Metazoa, Chordata, Actinopteri, Pleuronectiformes, Soleidae. Gene Ontology annotation, biological process: tRNA modification. Bases 221 to 1117 code for a protein of 298 amino acids.
CACCCUCCUCUUCAUCUGGCAGCGGGUUGUUGACCAUGAGCCGCCUCAGCCUCUCGAUGCGGUCCGGGUCCGCCACCCCUUUCAUCGCCUUCAGCCGCUUCUUCUCCACAUUCUCCGGCUUGGCUCUGCCCCGACCGCCCUUAAGGAAGCUCUCGUACGCAGCCACAUUAUUGAAACAUUUGACGUUUGGAAAAGGAACUGAUACAGACGGGGCGUUCUGAUGCUGUUUGGAAAGACUUGGACAUUAGUUGGACGUGCCAGGUCUUGUGUUGUCACCCCCUUGGCUCGUCUUUUUGUCUCCAGCAACAUGGCAAAGAGCAAGUUUGAGUAUGUCCGCAAUUUUGAGACAGAUGACACGUGUCUGAAAAACUGCUACAUAGUUGUGAGACUGGACGGCCGAAAUUUCCAUAGGUUUACAGAGCAGCACAAGUUUACAAAGCCCAAUGAUAACAGAGCGUUGGGCUUGAUGAGCAGGAGUGCACACUCUGUUAUGGAGGAACUCGAGGAUAUUGUCAUUGCUUAUGGUCAAAGUGAUGAGUUCAGCUUUGUUUUCAAGAGGACCUCAACAUGGUUUAAGAGGAGAGCCAGUAAACUCAUGACCCAUGUGGCCUCCCAGUUCUCCUCCUCAUAUGUGUUUUACUGGAAGGAGUUCUUUGGGGAUCAGCCCCUGCUGUACCCUCCAAGCUUUGACGGACGCGUGGUCCUGUAUCCGACCAACCGUAACCUGAAAGAUUACCUCAGCUGGAGGCAAGCAGACUGUCACGUAAAUAAUUUGUACAACACAGUGUUUUGGACAUUAGUACAGAAGGGAGGGCUCACCACAGCUCAGGCAGAGGAUCGUUUAAAGGGAACAUUAGCUGCAGAUAAAAACGAGAUUCUGUUCUCUGAGUUUGAGAUCAACUACAACAAUGAAUCUGCCCUGCACAGGAAAGGCACCACGCUUAUCUGGGAAAAGCGAGAUGAAACGGUCACAAAACGCAUGAAGCGUCCAAAUGAAGAGGAGAAGGAAGUGUCCGUGACUCGCAGCAGGAAGAGGGUGCAGGCUUAUCACUGCGACAUCAUAGGAGAGCAGUUCUGGGAGGAACACACAGACAUUCUGGAGGAUGACGGCUGCUAACAGCUCGUCUCCUGCUGCAGGUGAACAACUCUGAACUUGAGUCCAGAAUGGUUGAAGUGGACCAAAAUAUAAGGAGUGACCCUGUUGCAUUCUUUAACAAGAGCCUUUUCAUAGACUGAAUUUGUACAAUUGCUGUUCUUCAGCUGGAAAAUAAACUGAGACCUCUGCCACAAUCUUUUCUUAGGAAGAGGACAUUUUCUGCCUAAAGGUCCAGUAUGUAACAUAUAGGAGGGUGGAAAUGGAGGUUUACAUCACUUUACAUCACUUUACAUCAGUACAUUAGCAAUUUGGUAAUAAUGUGCUAACAAUUGUGUAAUUGGGGAUGUAAUAUUGUGGUGAUACAAUGUUAUUUCCAGAAUAGAAGAAUAGAAUAUCAACCAUCACUUUUCAUUCGCAAACAGU